This is a messenger RNA of Egretta garzetta (little egret), 2405 nucleotides long. It is a transcript of the gene PSMC3IP, whose product is annotated as PSMC3 interacting protein. Gene Ontology annotation, molecular function: double-stranded DNA binding; recombinase activator activity. NCBI's taxonomy places the organism in Eukaryota, Metazoa, Chordata, Aves, Pelecaniformes, Ardeidae. Gene Ontology annotation, biological process: meiotic strand invasion involved in reciprocal meiotic recombination; homologous chromosome pairing at meiosis; meiotic joint molecule formation. Gene Ontology annotation, cellular component: condensed nuclear chromosome; DNA recombinase auxiliary factor complex. The transcript is spliced from 6 exons. The record is from RefSeq and is a predicted model, not a curated record. The coding region runs from base 1 to 516 and encodes 171 amino acids.
AUGCUGCUUGCUCCAAACUUCCUCACCUACGACAAUAAAUCCGGUGUCUGCAGCUCUAGAGACCACCGGUCAGACCAACUUAGCAUCGCCAAGGACAAUCUUGAAGCCGACCUUCUGGGGCUGAUGUGUAACCAGAUCGCUGCGCUCUCCACCAAGCAGCAGGCGCUGCAGCAGAGCUGCCGGCAAAUGGAGACGGAGCUAAAGGACCUAAACAGCUCCAUGACAACCCCUGAGAUGGCCAGAGAGAUCGAGGAGUUGAGGAAGGACUGCACGAGUUACACAGAGAAACUGGAGAGGAUUAAGUCUGCCACCAACCAUGUGACUCCAGAAGAAAAAGAGAAGGUCUGUAGCGAGCAGAAGCUGUACUGCAAGGAGUGGCGGAGGAGGAAGCGAAUGGCGACUGAGCUGCUGGAGGCCAUCCUGGAGGGGUACCCCAAAAGCAAGAAGCAAUUCUUCGAGGAGGUUGGGAUAGAGACAGAUGAAGACCAUAACAUCACGCUGCCGGCAGCCGUGUGAGCCUUUGCCCCAGGGAGGAGAAGGAGCUGAUGCUGAAACUCAGCUGUUGGGUGUUUUGGUGUUGUGUUUUGUUUUUUUUCCCCCCUUCUUUUUGCAAGGCUUGGCCUGGUCCCGCAUAUUUAUAUGCAUUUGUUUUAAAAAUGCUUUGCAGCUGGAAGGGUGGUUGGGGCCAGUGACUUGGCACUGGGCGCCCUCACCAUCUCACAUGCAGAGGGAACGUUAUUUCUUCCUGCCCUUCUGUGCAGCGAGCUGUUGAGGUCGGAUGUCCUCUUGGGUGCGUAGGGGAAGGUGUAGGUACACUGUUGUAGAGUCCCUGGUGUUCCAGUAAGAAAAGGAAGCGAGGUCCUCAGGGAGGCAGAUGACAAGCUCUGGCUACAGAGCUCCACGUGUAUUUCAGUUGCUUCCUGCAGUGGCACCUGGUAGUACACAAGCUCAGCAUCCAUUAAACACCAGGCUUUUGGUUCAGCUGUGCUUUGCUGUGGUGUUUUUCUCUGUUGAAAGCAGCUUGGGGCAGGGUUUGGGCUCUGGGUCACAGCAGCCCUGAGGGGUAGGGAAGGCAGGAGGGGGUAACCUAAGCCUAAUGGCUGGGUUGGGCUUCCAGAAACUGCCAGUCUGGCUGACUGGCUCUAGGGGUAGACUCCAGGAACUCAGUAACAGAAAUAAAAGCAAGAAAAAAAGAAUCAUUAAAACAUUCAGCAAAAUUUAUUUAAUUACUUUUCACAAUAGAAAAAUAUGUCGCUUUCACAUGUGAGGUCUGUAAAACUCCAGGGCAGGAGGCAGCUUCUGGCAGAGCAUCUCCAGGGGUUCAGCCGCAGAGCCCUAACCCUAACCUGCUCACCCAUGAGAGAGGAUUUUUCUUCAUCACAAAGCAACAUCUUUCAGGCAAGACACAGUUGCCCCUGUGCGUGCUUUAUCGGUCAUGUGCAUCACCACAGGGUUUGACUCUGGGGCUUCCAUUGCAUUGCAUUGAAAAGGGCACCUAAAGGCAGGGUUUGAAGACUAAUUCUGUUUAAAAAUAACACCCCCACCCACAGCCCAGAAUGGGUUCUCUGCUACUAAACGGGGGUAGAAGCAGUAGCCUAAACAUUCUCAUGCUGCAGCGUUCAAACCACAUAACCUGGAGCUGCGUGCUACCUCAUUGUCAGUGGAGAAACAGCGUAAAAUAAAUAUCCACUACCCCUGGAGCGGGAGCACGAACGCGAUUACAGAGAACAAAUCCUGCUGCCAGUGGCACCGUACUGGAGGAGCCGCGGUACAAUUGCGCUGCGUGGUGAACAAUCAUCGCUUGGGCAGUGGCUACACCACGCUGCAAAGGGUUUGGGUUGGCCAGAGCCACGACCCAUACUGACAGCAGCAGCAUCUGACUGGUUAAAAAGUGUCCCCGAGAACAUCUGCCUGCAAAGCUGACACUACUUCAGGAUGAUUUCAGCAAUUUAUAAAAACAACAAACAAACAAAAAAAAUCAAAUCAAGGCUGGUUAUGUGUAUGUAUCUAUAUAAAAGUUCUAAGGAGGAGCAGCGAGAGCCUGUGGUGGUGCUGUGCUACAGAGCUACUUUUUCCUGUUCAGUACUGGACACGACAAAACCCGAAGCCAAGAUGAAAACAGACACUGUUCAGCACCCACCAGCAUGAGCAGGAAAAGCCUGCGCAGAAAGCUCACUCCUGUCCCCAUCAGAGGAACUGUGGCUGCAGCCGAAGAGGUCACGUCUUAGCAAAUCCCCGGCACGUGCCACCAGCUCUGCACCGGGGAGGCAGCGGCUAUGCCAGGUAAGUGUCUCGGUGCCAGUGAUGGGCUCAGCCUUCAGCCAGCUCAGCCAGGCUUCCCCAAAGCAUCUACACAACUUAAAAAAAAAAACAACAAACCUGCCCCGGAAGAGCUCCUUCAGAGG